GUCCGAGGGCGCCGCGCCCUUGCCCUGGGCCCGCCGCCCGGCCCGCGUCCCUGCGCUGCGCCGCCCGGCCGGGUGCAUGCAUUGUGGGCCUCCCGACAUGGUCUGCGAGACGAAGAUCGUGGCCGCCGAGGACCAUGAGGCGCUGCCGGGGGCCCAGAAGGACGCGCUGCUCGCCGCCGCCGGCGCCAUGUGGCCCCCGCUGCCCGCCGCCCCCGGGCCGGCCGCCGCCCCCGCGGCUCCCCCGCCCGCGCGGCCCCAGGCUCUCGGCGGCGCCGGGGGCGCGGAUCCGCCCGAGGGGCGCGGCGUGUACAUCCGCGAGUUCCGCGCGGCGGAGCAGGAGGCGGCGCGCCGCAUCUUCUACGACGGCAUCAUGGAGCGCAUCCCCAACACGGCCUUCCGCGGCCUGCGGCAGCACCCGCGCGCGCAGCUGCUCUACGCCCUGCUGGCUGCGCUCUGCUUCGCCCUGACGCGCUCGCUGCUGCUGACCUGCCUGGUGCCCGCAGGGCUGCUGGCCCUGCGCUACUACUACAGCCGGAAGGUGGUCCUCGCCUACCUGGACUGCGCGCUGCACACGGACAUGGCCGACAUUGAGCAGUACUACAUGAAGCCCCCCGGCUCCUGCUUCUGGGUGGCGGUGCUGGAUGGCAACGUGGUGGGCAUCGUGGCGGCGCGGGCGCACGCGGCGGACAACACGGUGGAGCUGCUGCGUAUGUCCGUGGACUCGCGCUUCCGCGGCAGGGGCAUCGCCAAGGCUCUGGGCCGCAAGGUGCUCGAGUUCGCCCUGGCGCACCACUACUCCGCGGUGGUGUUGGGCACCACGGCCGUCAAGGCGGCCGCCCACAAGCUCUACGAGUCGCUGGGCUUCAGACACAUGGGCUCCAGCGACCGCCACGUGAUGCCCGGCAUGACCCUCUCGCUGGCCGAGCGCCUCUUCUUCCAGGUCCGCUACCACCGCUACCGCCUGCAGCUGCGCGAGGAGUGACCGCCGCCGUCCGCCCGCCACCCCGCCCGCCCGCCCGCCUGUGCCCGCCCCGCCCGCCGCCCGGGCCGCUUUCAGACGCUCACCUUGGUGUGUGUGUUGGGCUCCUCCCUUUUCGACACCACACGGUUCCUUGGCUGGUUCCUGGGGGAUGCCGGCCGCUGUGCAUCGGUGACACGCGGGAAGGUGGGUGGUCCCUCCAGCCACGGCCCCCGCCCUCCCUGGGUCGGGCCACGCCCUGAAGAGUGACAGCGUGGGCCGCCACGAGCCCACGCAGCUGCUGGCCCCGGCCGGAGCGGCCCCGGCCCGCUUAGCCCCGAGGUGGCCAGGGGCCCCGCCUUGCCCGUCAAGCACAGAGCCCCUGGGGUGAGGCCCCCGCGCCCAGCAGACCCGGCGGCAGCGGGGCGGGGCUCGGUCGCCCGCCCCCAGUGGGCGGGGCCUGCUGCGCGCGGCGCCGGGCUGCCCGCGGCCGCUUUGCUCCGUGCAUGCCGAGGAUGAGGCCUGGCUGCAGCAUGCCGCAUGCGCGCAGCCCCCCGCCCCCGCCCUGCCCAGACUGGACCCAGACUGGUGAGCGCCCCGGCCCGCGCCCCGCUCUCCGGAGCCCUGCUCUCCACCUCGCCCCUCGCUUCCCCCAGUCCGGCUCAGCUUCAACGUCGAUCACCUCUUUUCUUUCGGUACCUGCCCCUCCUCCGCCCGGGCUUCGCUGACUGGCGUCGUCAUCCAGGUGUGGUUCCCAUAGCGACGUGUGGUCCAGCCGCGGUCAGGGCCCUGCCGGAGGGCAAGGUGGAGGCGGCCGUGGGGGUCCCCGCUCCCCCAGGGCCAGCUCGAUUGGGCGUAGUGGCCGCUCCCGGACCUCCCUGGGAACUUUCUGCCCCACAGCGGCCGGGCUCUGUCCUGUGAAUCUUGACCAACCCAGGCUGAUGCCCGCACCACCGAGCCCGUAGCUUCUCCCAGCCUGAAGCCGACCUAUUUUUUAAUGUUAUUUAGACAGAAUAGCACUCUGCAUGACUUUAACUCUUGGGACAAAACGGUAGUUGAUACCUACACACACACACACACACACACCUGUGUGGCCCAGAAUAUGCACUAUUUCCGGCCCAGUUUGGUAGGGGUGGGUGCCGGGGGGUGGAGUGUUGGUUUGGAGUCUGGAGGGAGACCCUGACUGAACGUCGUUUCUGCCCCGAGAGCACUCCAGGGUGGGAGCAGGCAGGAGCAGCUUGCCAGCAGCAUCCAGUGUAGGAGCGGGCACCUUCCAAGUGCCCACCUGCUGCCCCAGGUCGCAGGCAGGGGCUUUUGGGGGUGGGGGUGGCCCAGAGUCAGGGAGGAAGGUGGCGGCUGGAGGGGCGUAGAGGCCUGCAGAGGCCCCUCGCUUUGCGGGGGGAGUGGCAGGCGGCGUGGGCCAUGGACCUGGGCGCCACGUGCGGGGCCCUGGAGGGCGGGUCGUCAGAGGCGCUUUGAGCCGGCGCCGCCUGGCCUCCCGAGGGGCCCUGGGCACUGCGAGCGGCUGAGGUAGCCUCCAGAACCUUGUACAGACCCCGCGCCACCCUGCGCGUUCUCCCUGGUGGCGCCCGGCCCCCGUCGGGGGUGGGAGUUUUGUAGACUGUACAGAAAUCGGCCCCCUAUUUUCUUGCAGCUCUCAGAUUUUGUUAAUCUGGAUAAUACAGACAGACGUAAAGUGUUUUAGCAAAACGGAAAACAAAGCUGUGCCUUUCUCCUCUUUCUGUUCGGUUUGAUGUCGGUUUGGGGUGGCCUUAGGUGGUGAGGGGCGCGGCGGGGCUGCGGCCGGCCUGGGGCCUGGCGGGUCGAGUUCUUGUCCGGUGGUGGCUCUGGGAUGCUGCAGGCUUCCUCCGACCCUGUGCCUCUGGGGGCCUCUGUCUCCGGUGGGGGUGCGGGGGCGGAGGCCCUUGGCGUCUGUUGGUGUGGACUGGAGCGCCUCGAGGGGGUACCUCCUGGCAGGGGUGUGGCCCCUCCUGUCCCCUGGUGUCUGUUCCUGCUGCAUGACCCCCGCCCCACCCCUGCAGAUGGCCCAGAGGGUGCUGGGCACAGGCUGGGCCCUCAACCUCCCCUCGUGCCCUUUGUUGCUGCCAGGAUGGAUGCCAGGAGGGGUGUGGCAGGGUGGCCAUGUGUCCGGAAUGCUGUUGUCCAGCCACCACCCGGCCCUGAGGUGGGCAGAGGUGCCUGUGUGGCCCAGGCUGGGUGCGUGCUGAGCCCGGGUCGAGACCCCUGCCCGGCCAGCGUGCGGCCUGGGCUCCUGGGGGCAGGUCUCCCAGCCUCCCCCAGCCUGGGAGCUAACUGCUCCAUAGACAUGCACUGGGUUGUGAGUUUUAUACCUUUGUAGAAAUCCUGAUGUCACUUCUUCUACCUCUGUGAAGCGUCGCCCUGGGGUCCUGCCUGGGGGUGUGUCUGGGCAGCUUCUCUGUGUUGGGCAGCCCUGGGCCCCUCCUGGCCCUGCCGACUCCCGGGCCUCCCUGGGCUGGAAGGCCAGCCCUGGGGCCUGGCACCACGCUCAGGGGUCCGGCUUCCAGCCAGCAGAAGCGGGAGGCGGAGCCUGAGCACAUCUUUGUUAGAUGGACCUGAAGCGUUGGCCUGAUGGGCCCAUCCCGGUCCUGGGACCCGGAGCGGCUGAGGCUCCAGCACUGUUGUACGGCCCAGUGUCCUGGCCCGUGGCCGGCAGGCCUUGGCCGAGUAAAGGCUCUUCAGGCAGCUGGUCCUGAGGGCGGGUGGCCAGAGCGGGUGUGUGUCGGGGCCAGCCGGGUGGUCUGGCCCCACGCAGGGCCAUGGUGGUGUCCCCCCGGGUCCCUCCGUCUAUGUCGGGGCUGGUCUCCCCCUGCUGGCCCAGGGCGGGGUUGGGGGCAGACAGAUGAGGGGCUUGGACCGGGAGGCCAUGUGGUCCCGGGGCCCCCAUCCUGCUCUGGGGGUCCUUUCUCAGAGAUGGUCCUUGGGGGUAGGGGGCUCCUUCUUGUGCCUGGCAAGGGCUUGGAGGUUCUCUGGGUCCCCGGGCCUGCCUCUGACCUCCGGCGGGCAUGCUGGAAGUGUGGGUACAGCCGUCUGCCUGCCCGUGGGGGCUGUCGGUGUUGGGGGCUGCUAGAUGGUGGCCUGGGCCCUCCCUGUGCGUGCCGCGUGCCGCCUCUGCCUUCGUGUCUGUCCGCAGCAGCUGCUGUGCGUCAUUCCGGCUCCUGAACCUGAGCUGGUGGCCCUGGGGCCUUUUGGGAGUUGAGUUCUGGGCCGAGCACAGGCAGACCCUGGGCUGAGUUUGCUCGGGGUGCCGACGACAGGCUUCUGGCGGCGGCGUGAGGUCCGCUGACUACCAGCGUCGGAUGCGGUUUCUUAACAGCAAUAAUCAGCCGCUUCGGAGAAGGGGUGUGCCUGUGUGUGCCUGUGGGUAGGUGCACACGUGUGCCUCUGUGUGUGUGCAUGUGUGCAGGGGGAGAGCCUGGUGUCUGAGGACUCCGGGGGGCUGGGGGUGCUUGGCCGGGGCGGGCUGGCCCCGAGGCCUCGUCCGCUCUCCUCUGGCCCGGCCAGCCUGGGUCCCAGCCCUCCUUCCUCCUGGGCUGAGGCUGCUGGACAGGCCCGCAUGCAGCGAGGGUGCCCGGGUUGAGCUUUUGCCCGGGGCACUGGCACUGUGGGGAGGAUGGCCAGGGCAGGGACGCUCGGGGACACUCUGCGGGCUGGUGGAAGUCAGAUCUGGGGACGGGGGCCCAGGCGGGCUGCUGUCACUGGCUGAGUCCACCGUCGGUGUGGUCCGUGGGAGGGCCCCAAGGGGCACCGAGUUCCGGGGGCGCAGGCUGCCGGGCAGGGGGUCCCUGUGAGCCGCGGGGGGGGGGGCCCGCAGCCAUGGCCCUGCGCCUGCCCGGCCCCCAAUGCUGCUGUUUUUCAAUAAAACUCGAGCUGAUGGAA
Messenger RNA from Capra hircus (goat), 4876 nucleotides. RefSeq names its product N-acetyltransferase 8 like (gene ASPNAT). Lineage: Eukaryota; Metazoa; Chordata; Mammalia; Artiodactyla; Bovidae. Gene Ontology annotation, cellular component: mitochondrial membrane. The record is from RefSeq and is a predicted model, not a curated record. Gene Ontology annotation, molecular function: L-aspartate N-acetyltransferase activity.